AUGGAACACUCCAGCGCAGCAGCACCGUCAAACCAGACCAACACUACGGGAUACCUACCAGACGCCUCAGCAGAGCUUCAAUUUGAUCAGUUAGCCGAGCUCCUUAAGCGUUUCCUUGACGAUUCGAAUUCCAGUCCAGCUGGGUAUCAACUCGUUGAUCUCUUGCAAGAAGCACAUCACAAGGCCAUUGCCGAGAAGGACAAGGUCAUUGCCGAGAAGGACAAGCUGCUAAAGACAGUCGAGCGUAAGAACCGCUUGCUUGAGAUGCGGGUCCGCCGACGCGAUGAUGGGCUAGAGCAGUCUGUUCGAGAGACAUCUACUGCGAGGACCGAAGCCGAAAGGGCCAAAGAGGAGGCCAAAGUGGCCAAAGAGGCCAAUCCCGACGCUCCGAAGAUAAUCUAUCGGGACAGCCAGCGACGCCCGGACAACCUCCUUUCGUAUACCCUCACUGCGCUCAACAGGCAUGCAGAUGUGCUGGAAACACGGGUUGCUCAGCAGGCGGAUCACAUCGGUUUUCUGAAGGAAAUGAACACUCUCCUGAAAGAUCGGAUCAUUCGCUUGCUGGAGGAGCUCUGUCAGCUGAAGGUUGAAAAAGCCGCAGAAAAGAAAGCCGAGAUGGAGAAGAUUGUCGCGGAUAACAUGGCUCGCUUUAAGCGGCCGAGGCAGGACUGA
Coniosporium apollinis CBS 100218 is the source of this 672-nucleotide messenger RNA. RefSeq lists its product as uncharacterized. The record is from RefSeq and is a predicted model, not a curated record. The transcript is spliced from 3 exons. Lineage: Eukaryota; Fungi; Ascomycota; Dothideomycetes. Bases 1 to 672 code for a protein of 223 amino acids.